This is a messenger RNA of Varroa destructor (honeybee mite), 2920 nucleotides long. RefSeq names its product innexin shaking-B-like. The record is from RefSeq and is a predicted model, not a curated record. Gene Ontology annotation, molecular function: gap junction channel activity. Gene Ontology annotation, cellular component: gap junction; plasma membrane. NCBI's taxonomy places the organism in Eukaryota, Metazoa, Arthropoda, Arachnida, Mesostigmata, Varroidae.
UUUCGACUGUAAUCAUCAUUGACGUUUCCGUAAAGCCGCGUUCUAAAUAACGUUUACCUUCUGACUACUUCCCUGAGAUUUUGAAAGUGUGCCUUGUGCGUGCUUAAGCACGAAUAGUUGGACAACUAGGAUCGACUUUAGAGGAGUAUGUUAACCUGUUUAGCUGAAAUACUCGUUUCAAGCAGGUCGAACUGAGUGACAGCAGCUUUUAUCAGCUACGGUAACAUUACGAGUACUUUUACUGACGCUAGAACGUGAUUCCGAAGUGCACAGUGAGACAGUAGGAGCGAAACAAUGAUAUGGUCAUGAACUUUAAGUAUAAUCUUUUAUAAGUAAGUAGGAGCAGGCUAUCGGUCUUCAACGCGUUAAGCUAGUGGCGAACGACUGCUAGUUCCCUUACAUAGGUCAAGUCAGCAGAAAUUCCUUCAGGAGUGAGUUGUCCUGAAUUGGCUUCCGCCUCUCAACUGGAUGGAUAUCGGCUAGCUUUACGGUGUGUCGGUAAGGGAUGUCGAGAAAACAGAAUAGGCUAGUAUUUCUACGUCGCCGGCCGCGAACGUACGUGAACGAAGCUCAUUAGACAGGCCGUGUAAAUAUAGCAUUCCAAAAUGCUUAGCCUUAUAGGAACCUUGCGAGGUUUACUGAAGAUCAAGCCGGUGCAUAUUGAUGGAAUGAUGUUUAGGCUUCACCAUGGACCGACUGUGGUGCUUUUACUCGCGUUUUCUGUGCUCAUUACGACGAAACAGUAUUUCGGCGACCCGAUCGAUUGCGACGUAUCGGGAGGAGCUUCGAAAUCUUUAAUCAACGUGUACUGCUGGAUUCAUGCGACGUACUCCGUGAAUUCCUUAUUUCGAAAAGCUGAUGGAAUCGAGGUUGUGUAUCCUGGCGUAGGCACCUGGAAGGGUUCUCCUCCAAAAUAUGGCAACCAAGAAGGGGAAUACAAAUUUCAUAAAUACUACCAGUGGGUGUCACUUAUGCUAUUCUUUCAGGCCAUACUAUUUUAUGGACCUCGAUGGAUGUGGAAGGCGUGGGAGGCUCGAAGGCUAGAAAACCUUCUAGCGGAACGCGAGCCUCAGGAAACGGCCAAAGCGAUUUGGGCCGGUUCUUUCUCAACUUAUAUGUAUCGAUAUGCGCUUUGCGAGUUGCUAUGCUUUAUCAACGUGUUUGCGCAGCUAUUCAUGAUAAACAGGUUUCUUGAUGGCGAGUUUUUCACCUUUGGCUUAGAAGUGCUCAGCUUCAUGGAACAAUCGCCGGAAGAUAGGGUCGAUCCGAUGGUAAGGGUGUUUCCGCGAGUGGCCAAAUGUCACUUCCAUAAGUUCGGCUCGUCUGGAAACGUGGAGACACACGAUGCUGUUUGCGUUCUACCGCUUAAUAUUAUCAACGAAAAAAUUUACGUAUUCCUCUGGUUUUGGAUGUGUGCUCUUCUGGCGCUCACAACGUGCACGAUACUCUAUCGCCUCGUGCAGCUCUUCAGCGGAAGAGUUUUCCGCGCACGACUCGUCAGGUGGCGUUUCUAUUAUGUGCCAGAUGUACUAACGGCAGCGCAGGAUUGUACAGCAGGGCAGUGCUUCAUUCUCUACAUGCUCGGUAGAAAUAUGGAAACGGUAACAUUCUCCGAAAUGCUACAAGAAUUAAAGCGAUUGCAAAAAAAGGCGCCGGACUAUACACUUGUCAGAACUGACGAAAAUCUAUGAAGAAAAAAACCAAACGUCAAAUAAGCCAGACAGAGCGAGUCUGACUUAAAGUUAGAAUUAGAAUGUAAGCUGAAUUUACUUCAUAGUUAUUACUACCUAGUGAUAUGAUUGUUUUUAAACAAGUUUAAUUAAAAAAGCGCAGCUUUAAACAAAACCAUUGUGUUAAAUUACGUUAGUAUUUUGCACGUUAACGUGGAAGCCAUAAGGCCUUUAUCUGUUGCUACUGCUCGAAUUUGAAUGGGCCGUUCGUAGCCUCAGCUGGCCAAUGGAUACAGUCUGCUGUUAGUCAAGUUGAGGAAACAUACAAUGAGGAACACAUCAGUUUCUCAUAUACACAUGAGAAAUACAUGUGUAUAUGAGAAACUGAUGCGAGUAUUUCGUAAGCUUAGCAAUAUAAAAUUAGUGAAGUACAAAAAAUAUCUUCGGCAAAAUCGUGAGCACCUUUGUGGGAUGUGUAGAUCUUGUGUAAGUUGAUUACGAUAAGGAUCGACUAUAGAACCAUCAAUCUUUGGUGGAACGAGCCCUGUAGACGCUUCGAGGAUAGAUAAGGUACGGUAUUAGUAAAAUUAUAAGGCAACUACAUAUAGGAAUAAUUAGUAAGGGGCAAUUAUCGUGAGCCUGAGGAAAGACUAUUCCGAUCCGACUUUAGAAGAGGUCUUAAAGUUCUAACUUGUUAAUUAGUAGGAAAUUUUUGGCUUAUUAUUAUCACUGGUAAUACGAUUUCAUGUGCUUGUCGAUUAAUGGUCUCGCUCAACAGCAGUACGAAGAUAGCAUUAAUUUCUCUAUCUGUCUAUCCACUGAAGUUGAAUGAACUUGAUCAUCAUUCUUAACUUUUUACUGAUAUCGUAUAGGUGUGUCUAUUGGUUAUAGCUAAAGACAUUUGAAGGUAGCAUAUAGACGGGGCGGACACCCCCAGAGUGAAACGGUACGAAUUUGGCCGAUUGUUUCAUAGAGCUACCAUUGCGGGUGGCGCGGACUUACCGAGAAAAUGUUCUGUUAUUCAUAAGUCGUAGUGGAAAACGCCGCUUUCAACAUAGUGUCAAUAAAAUUGGAGCUAUAUGUAUAUUAGAACAGUGGAACUAUGUUCAAACCGGUAAACCAUCACAGCUAAGUCGUUUGAAAUCGUGCGUAACCUCUGGAAGAGUAAUUGGCAAUUUACUCUUGCCAUGUUGGGUAUUCAUAUGGGCCCAGUACGUUGCCAAGAACCGUGUUAGGAAAAUUACGAGAUA